Lactuca sativa (garden lettuce) is the source of this 798-nucleotide messenger RNA. RefSeq names its product Dof-type zinc finger DNA-binding family protein. Gene Ontology annotation, biological process: regulation of DNA-templated transcription. Gene Ontology annotation, molecular function: DNA binding; DNA-binding transcription factor activity. NCBI's taxonomy places the organism in Eukaryota, Viridiplantae, Streptophyta, Magnoliopsida, Asterales, Asteraceae. The record is from RefSeq and is a predicted model, not a curated record.
UCUCUCUCUCUCUCGUUAUAUAUAUGCCACAACAUGACUUCUUGCAACCAAAUAGAAUUUUCUUUCUUCUUUUAGCAACAAACAUGAGAGUUUUUUAAACAUUCUAUACAUAUAGACUCUUCUCUCCCUUCUUUUAGUAGCGUGUACAUCGUUGAGUUAUUUGUCUCUCUGAAUUAUCAUGGCGGAUGUUCAUAAAGGUCUUGAUGCGACUGGAAUCAAGUUAUUUGGCAAGAUGAUUAACGUACAAGCGAUGAGAGAAUUGAAAGAAGAGCAGGUAUGUAAAUCAGAAGUUGAUGAUGAUCAAUCCCUAGCGAAUAAAAGGCCAGACAAGAUCAUACCAUGCCCUAGGUGCAAAAGCAUGGAGACAAAGUUUUGCUAUUUCAACAAUUACAAUGUUAAUCAGCCAAGACACUUUUGCAAAGGGUGUCAAAGGUACUGGACAGCUGGUGGUGCCCUUCGAAACGUGCCAGUGGGGGCUGGCCGUAGGAAGGCUAAGCCACCAUGUGGCCAUGGUGCAAUGGAUGACAGCUUCUCAGACGUUUCAUUUUUUGAAGAUACCACAACAACAAGCGGCAUCCACUUUGAAAGGAUGAUGGAGUGGCACUUAGCAGCACAAGGCAGUUUUCAACAUCUUUUUCCGGCAAAGAGACGAAGAAACACCACCGGUGACUUUUGAUCGAGAAUAUAUACAUAUAUGUAUUAGAAAAGCAAUUAAUCUGUCUUGGUAUCUAGGACCACUGUUAAUUAUUUGAUUAUUAUUAAAUAAGUAAUUAUUGCGUAAGUAAUAAUUAGUGUGAA